AUGAACUUGACAAUCCCCCUUCUUACCAUGUCCCUCGCAACAAACCUAACAACAACUCUCUUCGACGCCCUAAUCAUCGGCGCCGGCCCAGGCGGCCUCUCCGUCGCAACAGGCCUCGCCCGCCAACUCCACACAGCCGUCGUCUUCGAUUCAGGCGUCUACCGCAAUGCGCGCGCAACGCACAUGCACAAUGUCCUCGGGUGGGACCACGUCAAUCCCGCGGAGCUGCGCGCGAAGGGGAAGGCUGAUUUGCUGGCGCGGUAUGCGACAGUGCAGUUCCAGAAUGAGACGGUUGAGAGCGUGCGGAGGAUGAGGACUGAAAGCAGUCUCUUUGAGGCUGUUGAUGGCAAGGGGAAUAAGUGGUAUGGGCGCAAGGUUGUUCUUGCAACUGGGGUGAAAGAUGUCAUGUUGGAUAUUGAGGGGUUUGAGGAGUGUUGGGGGAGGAAUAUCUUCCACUGCCUCUUCUGUGACGGCUACGAAGAGCGCGGCCAGAAAAGCGUCGGAUUCCUCGCCAUGGGACCCAUUGUCAAGAUGGGUCGUGGUGCGCAUCUCGCGCGCAUGGCGCUUCGUCUUUCGGAGAGCGUCACUGCGUAUACGAACGGCAACGAGGCAGUCGCUACUGAACUGAAAGACCAGCUCGCAGGACUGAACGUCGCCAUCGAUAACCGGUCCAUAGCCCGCUUCGAAAAGAUGUCCGAGGGCGCGAAGGUGCGCGUGCAUUUCGAUGAUAAUGAGUCGAAGGAGGAGGGGUUCUUGGUCUACGCACCCGAAACAAAGAUAAGCGCCCCCUUCGCCACUCAACUCUCCCUAAAGAUGACACAGGGUGGGGACAUUGAGGUAAACCAACCGUUCUUCGAAACGAGUAUGCCCGGCGUGUUUGCCGUGGGGGAUAUCGCUGGUCCUAUCAAGGCGGUUACGCCUGCGAUUUACUCGGGGACGAUGGUUGCGGGGGGGUUGGUUGGGCAGUUGCAGGCGGAGGAGGCGCCGGAGCUUGUAGGGGAGGCGAGCUUGUGA
Molecule: messenger RNA, 1014 nt
Organism: Aspergillus calidoustus
Lineage: Eukaryota; Fungi; Ascomycota; Eurotiomycetes; Eurotiales; Aspergillaceae
Source: the annotation of a GenBank genome assembly